Molecule: messenger RNA, 930 nt
Organism: Raphanus sativus (radish)
Lineage: Eukaryota; Viridiplantae; Streptophyta; Magnoliopsida; Brassicales; Brassicaceae
Product: U-box domain-containing protein 51-like
Exons: 7
Coding region: 1-930 (309 amino acids)
Source: RefSeq, a predicted model, not a curated record
AUGGCUGCAAGAAGAAUGCAAGGAACCGACAGCAAAGCGAUUACUGCAAUAGCCAUUGAUAAAGAUAAGAACAGCCAACACGCUUUAAAGUGGGCCGUUGACAAUAUUGUCGGCCGUUCUCCAAACUGUAUCCUUCUCCAUGUUAAAACCAAAUUGCGAAUCGGCGCAGGAACGGACACAGAAGCAACACAUGACAACCAAGAAGAGGCGCAUGAGUUCUUUCUUCCCUUCAGAGGAUUAUGUGCUCGAAAAGGGAUUAUAGCAAAGGAGGUGCUUCUUCACGAUAUUGACAUUGCAAGUGCAAUUGUUGACUACAUCACCAACAACUCCAUUGCAAAUAUAGUAAUUGGAGCCUCUACGCGAAACUACUUCCUCAAGUACCCUAUCUUUUCUCUCACGAAGUUUAAGAGCGUAGAUGUGCCAGCGUCUUUGCUUAAAACAACUCCAGAUACAUGUGCUGUCUUUAUUGUGUCUAAAGAGAAGCUCGUAACAAGCAGAUCAGCGAGUAGAGCUCAGACACCUCAACACACUCCCCAGCCUUCAAAACAACAAACUGUGCUCUCUAUGUUAUUCGAUCUUGGCCCAACAAGCUCCAGUUACAGUGAAUCCGGAAGAUCAUCUCCUGCACUAAACGGAGAUUUUUCUCCACCUACAUAUCAAUACAAGUCGUGUGUUAAUAUGAGUUCUGCCUCAGAGUUCAGCAAUAGACUCUCUCAUAGCGGUCAUAGUAGUGUAUCAAAUGCGAGUUUCUACAGCGUCCUAGGAAGAUCAACCAAUGGAGAAAGCUCCCACUCUUCCACAUCCAUGUGUGAGAGCAAUAUAACCGAUGGAGAGGAGAGCAAUAUUACUGAACAACAGUUUAAGAUACUGAUAUGUUUGCGUGCCAUGUGGAUGAAUAUGCUCAGAAUCAAAAUCUUGAAGCAGAAGUGA